Molecule: messenger RNA, 1217 nt
Organism: Tarenaya hassleriana
Lineage: Eukaryota; Viridiplantae; Streptophyta; Magnoliopsida; Brassicales; Cleomaceae
Product: DNA-binding protein RHL1
Exons: 6
Coding region: 95-1069 (324 amino acids)
Biological process (GO): DNA endoreduplication
Molecular function (GO): DNA binding
Source: RefSeq, a predicted model, not a curated record
UUGUCGUAUAUCUUCUCUCUCUCCUCUCUCUCUCUCUCUCUCUCUCUCUCUCUCUCUGCCUGAUUGAGAAAGCCGUCAUUGUAGGAAGAGGAGGAUGGUAUUGCCAUCGUCGUCGAUGGGAGACGGACAGGAAGAGCGGAAGAGACUGAAAACCCUAGCCAUGAAAAACCGAUUGCUGUCGUGUGCUCCGGCGAGAUGUGUUUCUCCGCUCAAACCCUCGAAGCAAGUCCUCAAACACCAUGGCUCCGACAUCCUCCGCAAGUCUCAGCGUAAGAAUCGCUUUCUCUUUUCCUUCCCAGCACUGCUGGCUCCUGUCUCAGGAGCCACCAUCGGCGACCUCGACCGCUUGUCUACCAAAAACCCUGUCCUCUACCUCCAUUUUCCCCAGGGUCGAAUGAAGCUGUUUGGAACCAUUGUCUAUCCCAAGAACAGGUACUUGACCCUCCAAUUCUCCCGAGGAGGCAAGAAUGUCACAUGCGACGACUAUUUUGACAACAUGAUUGUGUUCUCUGAAGCAUGGUGGAUCGGCACUAAGGAGGACAACCCUGAAGAAGCUCGCUUAGACUUCCCUCAAGAAUUGGCUCAGCUUGAACAGCAGACAGAGUUCGACUUCAGAGGUGGUGCUGGUGAAGUUUCACCCAAGGCCUUGACUGUCCCUGAAACUAUGGAAACAGAUUCACCUGACAUUGAGAUGCAUGAUGGUUUAUCAGUGGAAGGAUACGAUCUGGAGUUGACACCAGUUCGAACGUCUCAGAGAAAUUCUGGGAAAAGUUUCAACUUCAUGGAAAGCUCGCCCGAAGACGUAUCUGACCCAAGCGACAGCGAUACAUCCAAUGAAGAAUGUGAAAAACUAUUGUUGGAACAUGAUUCUUCAACGGGAGGUCAUGAGCAAGUUCAAGCCGCUACUGCUGCAUUAGAUGGCAAGUUUUGUACUGGACUUCUGCCAUCUUCAGCAGCCAGAAAGCCAAAAUCCAAAGGCAGAGAUGGUCCGCUUGUUCAAGCUACGGUAUCUAACAUGUUCAAGAAAGCAGAGCAGAAAGCGGCUGGAAGCUCAUCCACAAAGGAAUGAUCCUGUACAAUGGUUCCCAAAGCUUUGCAUUGCAGCCUGGGGAAACUUGAGCUGGAAUGGGAAUUUGUUGUUGGUUUUGUGUCCGUUUGAACGGCUUGUAGUUCUUUUAGACUCGUUAUUAUUGAGAAAUGACGCCCGGUUUACUACU